Messenger RNA from Entamoeba invadens IP1, 693 nucleotides. RefSeq lists its product as hypothetical. The transcript is spliced from 2 exons. NCBI's taxonomy places the organism in Eukaryota, Evosea, Mastigamoebida, Endamoebidae. Bases 1 to 693 code for a protein of 230 amino acids. The record is from RefSeq and is a predicted model, not a curated record.
AUGCCAAAACAUUUUCAUACCAAUGACGAAGUUAAUCCAUCAGAUUUUAAGCGUGUGUGUUUUGACCACUCUCACUCUUUCCAACAUGAUGAAUUAGUGCUUGUGUCGAGAUCAAAAGGGGGAUUUUCAUAUGGAUAUGUCGAUACUAUGUGCUCUGAAAUGAAGUGCCCUUACAAUUACCAAUAUCAACACAAUGCACUCUAUUGGAAAGUUUGGCUCUAUCGUUCCGAGACUAAAAGGGUUUACAAAGUCCUUUCUGCCUUCAAAAUCGGAAAACUUUCUAAAGUUGAUUCCAUCCCAAAUAAAGAUGAAACCGAACUAACUCCUGAUGAGUAUAAGCAAGUGUUGUAUGACGAAGAAACUGUACUUUCCUCGACAAGUGUAGUGUGUCCAAGUACAAGUGGUGGGUUGGUACAUUGUAUAGUUGUUGGUCCACAAGCACUCAAAUGCCAUUGCUUUGAUCACCAGAUAGACGGACUAUCAGUUGAUUAUGGGACAACGACAUCAGUGUUACCUUUAAGCGCGGUUGGUGUCAUUUUAUCACCAGAGAACCAGAAGAAAAUAGUGAUCGACGGAGCCAACAUAGCGUAUAGUAAUUCCAAUGGGAAGGUAUUUGAGGUUGGUGUUCUCAAAAGCGUUAUAACAUAUUAUGAGAAAAGGAAAUACCAACCCGAAAAAGAUGGAAACGGUUGA